Messenger RNA from Pseudogymnoascus destructans, 1560 nucleotides. RefSeq lists its product as uncharacterized. Lineage: Eukaryota; Fungi; Ascomycota; Leotiomycetes; Thelebolales; Thelebolaceae. The transcript has 2 exons. The record is from RefSeq and is a predicted model, not a curated record. The coding region runs from base 616 to 1335 and encodes 239 amino acids.
UAGUUAAUCAAUCGAUCUUAUUUUGCUAUAGUAAGCUAUAUACUGUGUGAGAACUCCUGCCCCGUUGCGCCCGUGAGAAGUCCCGGCCACUGAAGAAACCACACGAUUUGUGUGUGAUCCCGUACCACGGUACUUCCCGUUCCAACAUUUAGCUCUGGCCAGCGGGUAUCACGUGAUUUAUUUUAUUUUAUCGCGACAUGACGGAUUUAUCUGUAAUUGUUUUCUUGGAAGCGGAUGUCAAUCGGAGAUAUAGCAGUUGCUAUGAUGACCUCGGAAUUAACGGAGGUGGUGGUCGUGAGGUUGCAUCCGUUGUGGCGGAUGGUCUGGAGGUGUCGUGGUCCACAUCCACCCUCCUGGGAGAUGGUCCCGAGAUGAAGUGGUCCACCACCACUCAGGGUGGUGAAAUGACCCACUUUACCGUUACAGCGGUUUGAAGAUGGCAUGAUGGAACGAAUUACCAUCCGUCGUGUGUGGUGGUCCGAAAUGUGCAGUGCAAUUGUGUAUCAUCUGUCACCUAGCUCAGCUCUCGAUGAAUUUGAGAUUUCGUGAAUAGGAAUUGACAAGUUUCAAAACACCCAAGUACAGAGACAAAAACGAACAAUUCGCUCUCUUACUAUGGGCACUUCAGGCCCUGGAAUCUUAGAAGUCUUCGAGCGAAGGAUAUCAAAUGAAAAGGUGGCAAAAUUGAGAGGGACUGCUCGGGUUCGAUUUGACCACCUGACGUUCCCAUACCCAAUUCGCAGCAAAGAUGACAAAUUUAUUAAGCAGUUAAAGGAAACCUUUGCGGCAGAAGGUUGCCUUGAUGAGCAACACGGAAUACCUGCCAUCAUUGACGACUCUACUUUUCAAGCGGCCCUGGACAGAACUUUAGUUGAUAUUGAUAGUCUCCGUAUUGCCUCUGGAAGCCAGCCGCCCAAGCUGGAAUUCCCCGAGAAUAUCCGACUAGAAUGCUUACAUGGACAGCAUCGGAUACUUGCUGCUAAACGUUAUUUGCCUACUAAGGAGAGAUGGUGGACGGUGGACUUCUACAGAAAAGACCUUGGCGAAGACGCAAGACAAAAUUUACGGGAGGGGUAUGGGUACUCCUCUAAUUAUAAUGAUGGAAUUAUAUUUCGCCAGCUACGUCGCUGUCAGGUAGCUACCGAUACACGAGGCGAAAAGCGGUGGAGGGCUCAGUAUCAUAGCGACACGAAGGACCAAAAUUUGACCCGUCUUCUAAAACGACCAAUUCUUCUCCAGGCCCUAGAUUCUAUACUACCGGUGAAAUGUCUAUGGAAAGACUUUCAUCUAGGCUCCUUAGAUGUUUUCCUGGCCUUGAAAUGCGAUGAGGUAUGACUAUUAAUAAGUCUCAAGGCCAGUCGUUUAAGCAUGUAGGUGUUGAUCUAUGGGCAGCUAUGUUUAGUCAUGGGCAAUUCUAUGUUGCAAUGUCGCGGACGUCAUCCAUAGCUGGCUUACACGUUCUACUUCCGGAAGGUGACGAUAACACAACACCAAACGUUGUAUAUCCAGAGGUAUUAUGUGAUAUUAAUUAGAAAUACUAUCUAUACUACUAUUCUACUG